UAUUUUCCGACCUGAAAAAGAUAUUUGUGUAAGGUAAAAAGUUGUUUUUCGUGAUCAGCAACUCUCACUCUAUCAAAUGAUGUAAAAAAAACGGCAAAACAAAUUUUUACUUGAAUUUCGCAUUGCCUGCACCUUACAUCUAUUUACAAAUUUAAAGCUGUGAUCACUUUCUUGGGGCGUGCUUUUGUUUUUCGUUUGCCUAAUGGUUGAAUACGUGUUUUAUCGCUAACUUGAUACAAGUUAAAAAAUUGCCAAUCCAACCAAAUGUUUACAUGAAUAUUGUUUCAGGCCAGCAGGACAGCUACAUGAUUGUGAUGGUGCAACUAGCGAAAAGGAUUGUUGAUAUAAACUUUAUUUAUUUAGAAGAAAUGUUGAAAAAAAUCAGUAGAAAUUAUGAGAAGAAGGAGGCGAACUCAUUACAUCUUAACAUAAAUUGACUGAGGACAGAGGACAGCACUAGAAAAAGGAUUGUUGCCACACCAGAAAAUCAUUAAAUCCGAGCCACUGACGAGAACGAUAAAUAUCUUACCAAGCCGACGGUAUUAUUUGGGCGUUUGAUGAUGGUACAAUAUAAAAAUCGCCAUGCCACUAUAAAAGAAUAAAAGAAUUAAAUGAACUUGAUAAAUUUGUUGACUAUGCAAAACAUAAUCAAACUGAACAGUGUAAACAAAUGUUAAAUCAAACGAGUAUCAAUUUAGUUAAUAUGAAACCAUCAUGUAGAAAAUAUUAUUUAAUACAUCAUCUGGCGUAUGUUAACAAUCUUCGUGAAUUUGAUGAACUAAAAAAUUUAGAUACAUAUCAUUUUAAUAUGUUGUUAUUAACUAAUGAUAAUAAAACAGCAGCUGAAGUAGCAUUUGAAAAUCAUUAG
Didymodactylos carnosus is the source of this 868-nucleotide messenger RNA. NCBI's taxonomy places the organism in Eukaryota, Metazoa, Rotifera, Eurotatoria, Philodinida, Philodinidae. The record is from the annotation of a GenBank genome assembly.